Molecule: messenger RNA, 705 nt
Organism: Besnoitia besnoiti
Lineage: Eukaryota; Apicomplexa; Conoidasida; Eucoccidiorida; Sarcocystidae
Product: Rab6
Exons: 8
Coding region: 1-705 (234 amino acids)
Molecular function (GO): GTPase activity; GTP binding
Source: RefSeq, a predicted model, not a curated record
AUGCGGGCGCCUCGUAAGCGAGGCGAUGCACUGCUCGGCUGUCCAUUUUACUCUUCUGCGUCCACGUGCGCAUAUGCACUUUUAUUCGUAGUUGCGGGACUCAACAAGUAUAAACUCGUCUUCCUCGGCGAGCAGGCCGUGGGAAAGACCUCCAUCAUCACUCGGUUCAUGUACGACACCUUUGACAACAACUACCAGGCCACAAUCGGCAUCGACUUCUUAUCGAAGACUCUGUACUUGGAAGACAGAACCGUGCGUCUCCAGCUGUGGGACACUGCCGGCCAGGAACGCUUCCGCAGCUUGAUUCCGUCCUAUAUUCGGGACUCCUCCGCGGCCGUGGUCGUCUACGACAUUACAAACCGCGCCUCGUUCCUGAACACGACCAAAUGGAUCGAAGACGUUCGCGCAGAGCGCGGCAACGAUGUCAUCAUCUCCCUCGUCGGGAACAAAACGGAUUUGGCGGACAGAAGACAAGUUUCGUACGAAGAGGGGCAGCAGAAGGCUCAAGAACACGACAUUAUGUUCGUUGAGACCAGCGCGAAGGCGGGCUACAACAUCAAAAACCUCUUCCGGAAACUGGCUUCCGCGUUGCCAGGUCUGGAGACUCAGCAGACUCCGAACGACGCACAGAUGGUGGACGUACAGCUGAACGCCACUCCUCAGCAGCAAGAUCUGACGAGCAAGAGUUCGUCCUGCUCUUGCUGA